Molecule: messenger RNA, 3371 nt
Organism: Haliotis rufescens (red abalone)
Lineage: Eukaryota; Metazoa; Mollusca; Gastropoda; Lepetellida; Haliotidae
Product: E3 ubiquitin-protein ligase MIB2-like
Exons: 19
Coding region: 414-3194 (926 amino acids)
Biological process (GO): protein ubiquitination
Cellular component (GO): cytoplasm
Molecular function (GO): ubiquitin-protein transferase activity; zinc ion binding; protein binding
Source: RefSeq, a predicted model, not a curated record
CAGUGUAAUCGGCCUGUUUGAAGGAUUCUGAAUGCGAGAGUGUGGAAACUGACUGUCGAUAUUCUGAAUGCAAGAGAUGUACUGUACUGUGUGUCCGAGUGGUUCAACUCCACGUUAUCCAUGGAAAAUCUAUAGCAACGGAACCUUGUGGACGACGUACUUUGUGUUACGGUUACGGUUGCGGGUCGAGAUCUUUCUGAAAGUUCUCCUUUGUAUUCUGAUAUUAAUUAUUAACGUUUUGUUUGCGGGGGAGUGUCGAAACUGAAUGUCGUUAUUUUGAAUGUGCUUAGUUAAUAAUAUUCAUUAUGUUAGCACAUCGAAAGGUAGUAUCAGGUAGUAAAAUAUAUAUGUUAUACCUCCUUGGUUAAACUUGCAAUCGUGUUGUGGUAUGGAUUUUGACAACGUUAAAGAUAAUGGAGAAGAAGAAGAAGAAGAAGAAGAAGACGAAGAAGAUGAUGAUGAUGAUGAUGAUGAUGAUGAUGAUGAUGAUGAUGAUGAUGGACCAAGUGCCAAGUUGUCCGACUCCCCAUUGUUCUCGGUCCCUUAGGGCAACUGCGGUCAACAUGGAUAUCGGAACACGGGUACUACGUGGCCCUGAUUGGUCAGGAGGUGACAGUGACGGAGGUGAAGGUCACCUCGGGACUGUUGUGAGUGUAGGAGGGGAGCCAACCUGCGAAGUGCUAUGGGACAAUGGAAACCGUGGAAUAUGUCGGUCUGGAGCACAUGGGAAACACGAUUUGCUUGUGUUCGACACUGGGCCCACAGGACUUCAACACACCGGCAUUCUUUGUAACGGAUGUGACGUAUUCGGAAUAGCAGGGACACGCUGGACGUGCAGCACGUGCAAAACGUGCAACCUGUGCAGUGUGUGCUAUGGGAACGCUGAACAUGAUAUCGCUCAUGACUUCGUCAGAUAUGACACGCCGGGAUGCGAAGGUGUCACUGUCCCCCCACGGAGAAAAGGUGUUCGAAUACAAGCCAUGGGCUUAUUCCCGAGAGCAAGGGUUGCGCGAGGAAUUAACUGGACAUCGAAAGAUGAAGAUGGCGGAGAAGACUCUGAAGGUGAAGUGAAGUGUGUUGAGGACCACCCGAGUGGAACCUCUUUUAGGAGCAUGGUGAAAGUGGAGUGGAACUGCGGCAACACUGGGUCGUACCGAGCUGGACAUGAGGGCAAGGUGGAGGUCAAGGUUGUCACAGAGUUUCCGGGAACGUUUUACUACAGGGAUCAUUUACGAUUUUUCACCGGGUCCGAAAGUGAAGCAACACAUGGCGCAAAGAAUGAACAGCCACAGUCUGCCCAACGGUCCCAGCUGUCCCCGGGGGACCGGGUGUGUAUCCGUGUGACCUUGGAGGAACUACAACGGCUUCAACAGAACAUCAGCCAGUGGGAUCCCCAUGUUCUCCAGUGUUUGCCGAUGUUGGGAACUGUGAAAGGCUGCACGAAGCCAGGCCAAGUGGAGGUGUCCUUCCAGUGGCCAAUCAGAGGACUGUUGGAAAGUGGAACGCAUAUCAUUAAUGAAAAGGCGUUGAAAAAGAUUGACACUUUCAAGGAAGGCGAUAGUGUGCGGAUCAUUGAAGAUGUCAAUGAAAUGAGACGACUUCAAUUGGGCCAUGGUGGAUAUAGCCCCAUUAUGUCAAUGUCACUGGGCAAGGUGGGAAAGGUCCGCGCGGUCAACCUACUCGGUGAUGUAGUGGUCAGUUUCGGCAGAGUUGUGUGGCACUUCAGUCCUGCCUGCUGCAGUCGAGUCCAACCACAGCGAGAAGACAACCUGGAAGAGCUGGGUGAUGGACACAACACAUUGAUAGGUGACUCCAGCCCUGAUGUGUUCCUCCCCACCAUUGUGGACGGUAGCCCCACGACAGACGAAGGCCUGAUUGCAAAGGCAAACGGCAUGUUUGAUGCUUUUUCCAAACAGAACUUCAGCCUCUUCAUGAUGAUUUUUAAGUUGGAUGAGAGACUGAAAAAUAUCAUUCAUCAUGGAAUAACGCCCCUGAUUCUUGCCUGCUCCGCCGGCGUUGUCGAUGUCGUGAAGCAAUUGUUGGAUGAAGGUGUGGACAUCAACCAGAAGGAUGUUGGACAACAGACGCCGUUGUUACACGCCAUCUUCAGAGACGCAGAUGCUGUCCUCGAGAUCUUGUUGGCGCGAGGCAGUGACGUGAACCUGGCGGGUCAGCAAGGCAUCACUCCGUUACACAUGACUGUCAUAAAUAACGUGACGAAACACGUCAGUCUCCUGAUGGAGAGGAAAGCAGAUGUCAACAUUCGGGACCAGAAUGGAAACACACCCAUUCAAGUCGCGAUAGGAAUGGGUAAUAAGGACCUGCUGUCUAUGCUGCUCAAAGCUGAAAAUAUUGAUCACAGACUAUGUAACAAAAGCAACUUCAACAACCUGCAGUUGGCAUCCCUGAAAGGGAACUAUGAAAUUCUCCAAAGGGUGAUGGCCGUGACGCCACUCGAUGUUGUCGACUUAGGGAUGGUGGAUACAAGGUUCACGGCGCUUCAUAUUGCUGCUAACAAUGGCCACACCGACUGCGCCACUAUUCUCAUCGAAAAGGGCAAGGCGAAUGUUAAUGCACAAAACAUGCAGGGAGUGACACCUCUAAUUCUGGCCUGCUCGGGGCUGUAUGACACUACUGUGGCUCUGCUAUUAAGGAAAGGUGCUGACGUCAAUGUCGCCGACAACGCAGGGGACACGCCUCUGCACUUCACCAUCCGUCCACAGAUGGACCCGGCUAUUCGACUCCUGAUGGUACCGAGACCUGACGAAAACAAGGUGCGCAUCAAAAUAGCGUGCCUCCUCUUACAGAAGGGAGCGAACAUAUACAGAAGAAACGCCCAGGGGAGAACAGCCCUUGACUGUAACGACGACUCAACUAUCAGGACAGCCGUGCUAACAUUCACGGAACAGAUGGGACAGUCAUCUUCGUCAGCAGCAGGUGCUUCAGCGUCCCCGUCAUCGAGCACGUCCAUUCAACACGAAGCAUCAUCGUCAGGUGGACCAACUGUAUCCCUUCCUUGCUCCAACUGUUUGACCAGAAUAGUGGACAUCCAACUCAGGCCAUGUGGCCACAGGUUCUUGUGCAGAGCGUGUGUGGAGACCGUUAAGCAGUGCCCCUCCUGUAAACAGGACAUCAAGGAUGUGGAGGAGCUUCAGGGUUCAGGGCUUAAAGAUCAGUCGUGUAAAGUACAGUGAACUGUAGACGGUGCCACACUACCGAACCAGACAGAUUCAUCCAUGGAAGAACAGAAAUGUACAAAACAAUAUUUUUGUGUCCUGUUAAGUUGUUCAUGAUUAAUAGUGAGUUACUUUUAACGUUGAAUGUUUUCCUGCCGCACACAUCGGCUUUUUCACCAAAUAUUAAACACAUAA